AUGACUGAAAAGUCUAUUAAAAAAACAAAAUUAUCACAGAGAAGAAGAAAUAAGAUGCUAGAAGAGUCAAGUUCUUCAUCUACAAAAGAUAUUAUUGUACAGAGAGAACCAUUUGACAAUAUAAGGCAUUAUAAUACAAUUAAUGUAAAAAAGUACGCCACAUACAAACAAGGAAAUUUUAAAAACAAAAAUAUGAAAUCUUUUGCAAAGAAAUUAGACCUCUUUAAUUUAAAGUAUACUGAGAUUUCAAGUAAAUAUUCGCUAAGACCUAAGAAAAAACUUUGUGUAAUAACAGGUCUUCCUUCUAUGUUUAUCUGUCCUUAUACACGUCUACCAUACUAUGAUUCUUCAAUAUACAAAUAUUUUAAAACUUUAAACAGUGAAGGUAUUAAUUUUAUUUAUGAAACUAAAGACAUGUGUAAAAAUUUUAAUCCUUUUACAAAUAAAUAA
Messenger RNA from Vairimorpha ceranae, 450 nucleotides. RefSeq names its product hrf1 domain-containing protein. Gene Ontology annotation, biological process: chromatin remodeling. Gene Ontology annotation, cellular component: Ino80 complex. NCBI's taxonomy places the organism in Eukaryota, Fungi, Microsporidia, Nosematidae. The record is from RefSeq and is a predicted model, not a curated record. Bases 1 to 450 code for a protein of 149 amino acids. The transcript has a single exon.